AUGGAACCACCGCAACCCAACAUGUUGGCGCCCCCGGCCGUGACCGCCCUUCGGUCACAGGCCGGCGUCAUGGAGCGAUCUUUGAGCGAAGAUAUCCGAGAAGAAAGAGAGGAAUUGCGAGAGGCUGCCGAGCAGACGCUGAAUGUGAUUGUUGAUCUCAACCUCGACGGCACCAUCCGCUGGGUCAGCCCGUCAUGGGCCGAUGUGAUUGGCACUCAGUCCGAUUCCGUGAAAGGUACUGCGAUAGCCGACCUGAUUGUCAGCGACAAUAAGACGGUUUUCGCGGAUACCGUGGAAUCGAUGAAGAAAGACGACUCCCGGAGCCAGAGAGUCCGCUUCGCAGUAGCGAUGGGCCCAUUGUCCAGGUUAUUGCCCAUCGACAUUGUUCAGGACCAGGAUCUCGAUGGAGCCGAGAAGCCCGCCCUCGAGGCUAUCGACCUGGAAGCCCAGGGUAUCAUGGUCUACGACGGAGUCUCGGGAGGAGAGAGCCACACAAUGUGGAUGAUUCGGCCCUAUAUCGCGCCUAGAGAGAUCAAGAUUGACCUUCCCGCUCUCAUAGUUGACUCUCUUGGAUCUGGCGCCGAAGUCCUUGCGAGCUACCUUACGCAGCUGGCCGAGUCCGGCGUCGACGAUCCCCAAAACCAUCCUCCGCCACUGCCGGUCUUGUGCCGAAUUUGCGAGCGGCAAAUCUCGCCUUGGUGGUUUGAAAAGCACACCGAUUUGUGUCUGCAGGAGCACAGGGCGGAGAUGGAUGUGCAGAUGGCACAAGACAGUUUGACCGAUCACCGACACUCCAUUGUCAAGGUUCUCGAUGCCCUCGAAGCAAGAAAAAGCAGACCACUGCCAGGGGAUCAGCUCUCCGGUCCAGCUGCCGAGUACAAGGGCCUGCCGAUCGGCCCCCCCCUAUCGGCCCAAUCAUCUCCCGGAAACUCGGUGUCACAGUCUCGGGAAAGAUCAAGUGGCUUCGGACACUCGCGAGCUCGUUCUUUUGCCAUUCGACGUCCCCAGGCAAGAAUUGUGGAGUUGCUCCUUGACCUCUGUGAUACUGCGAUUGAGAUCAGUACUCCGGCGGUGAAGGAGGUUUCUUCGCAGAACACUGGCGAGAUCAGGACCCAAUCUCCCCAGUCCGAGUCUCGCAUCUCACAGGUUAUGCAAUGGCAGUCACCCAGCACUAACACGCUGGAACAGGAGCAGGGCCUUGCUCUGCUAUGCGCUGACACCGAAAAAGCCGCCAAGACGAAGGUGGAAGCUGUCUUCAGACAUCGCAAGAUCAUCGAAUAUGCUGAGCGCAUCAGGAUCGAGUUCGCCGUCAUCGUUCAGGAUUGCAUCGAUGAGGCAAUGCGGAAAGCGGCCCGGAUUGCUGCCGGACGUCUUAGCGACUCCACCGAGGAGGAGGAGGAAGAAGACGAGGAGGCCACGCCCGCACACGAGGAACUGUUCUUCCAGGGUUCCUUCGAUAGCCCUUCUGCCCUCGCAGUUGCGCUACAGAGUGUCAGUCUCAACGAUACCGCAGACAGAAUCCGGCCCACCUCUUUCGUGGGAUCGGCACGGUCGAGCAGCCCGAGAGAGUGCCUGACGCCGAGAUCCAAUUUGGGAGGCAUCAACCCAGCGGCGCCUGCUCGUGAGUCCAGGCGAGAAUCGUUGCUCUUCGAGAGUGACAAUGGAGACAGCGAUGGAAGUAUCCGCUCAUCUUCAGUGACCUCGCGUCAGCCACCCCGUACCGACUCCCCGAUAUCCGAGUUUGGGGACCUCCGCCGAGCGGCAAGCUCCAGACAACACCAUCGUCGGAGCAUCAUCCUGCCCGGUGCCUCAUCACCCCGAAGGCAAGAAUCGCCUUCGCGCCUCAACCAGCCAUCAUCUCCACUCCGUAUCAUCAAGCCGCGCAACUUCCCGUUCUCCCAAGAUGGCGUCACGUCCCCUGAAGCAUCGCCGCUGCUACCCGGAAGUGACUUCAGCUCGCCAGCUCAUUUGCCGGUGAGCCACCACCGCCGACAGUCCUCGACAGCGAUGUCCGAGUUCGUCAUGAAGGGCCCCCCAUCCCCAAGAAUGGCAGCCCACCAGCCUCCGCCGCAAGCACGACCGUCGCCUCCGUCGAUCAAGGAUUUCGAGAUCAUCAAGCCGAUUAGCAAAGGAGCCUUUGGCAGUGUUUACCUAUCAAAGAAGAAGUCGACGGGAGAGUACUUUGCUAUCAAGGUCCUGAAAAAGGCCGACAUGGUUGCCAAGAACCAGGUUGGUAAUGUCAAGGCUGAACGCGCCAUCAUGAUGUGGCAAGGCCAGAGCGAAUUUGUCGCCAAGCUUUAUUGGACUUUCUCCAGCAAGGACUACCUCUAUCUCGUCAUGGAAUAUCUCAAUGGCGGCGACUGCGCAUCCCUCAUCAAGGUGCUCGGCGGUCUUCCGGAAGAGUGGGUUAAGAAGUACCUCGGGGAAGUAGUUCUCGGCGUGGAACAUCUUCACAGCCGGGGCAUCAUCCAUCGCGACUUGAAGCCAGAUAACUUGCUUAUCGAUCAGAAAGGCCACUUGAAGCUUACUGAUUUCGGCUUGUCACGCAUGGGCUUGGUCGGAAGACAAAAGCGGGCGCUUGACAGCCAAAACUCGGAUCCCACGCCUGAUCUCCUCAAGCAGGGCCCGUUCGCACGUUCAUCGUCGUUGGCAUCGUCCCGCUCCACCUCGCUGGAUCUUCACGGCCAUGCCCACUCGCCCAGCACGACGCCGCAGAUGACACCUGAUACUGGCUCCACUGGCGGGCAGCCCUCAUACUUCGCCCUGGGAGGUCCGGAGGCCCGACGUCUCUCGAGCCAUCGUAGCGAUAGUGGCGGCAGCGAGACCCUCGCGCGCAUGCUCAACAGCUUUUCACUGAACGACCAAGAGCACAACCCGCCAACCCAAAGUUCGCACCCGGUCCCGGAAGAUGCAAAUGACAGCGCUGGCCAGGCCUCUCCAGACAUGGCGGUACUCCAUCACGCCAGUACCCAAUCUAGUGUCGACUUCCUGGGCAAGAGCACACCUCCUCAGUCAUCCAUGAUGCCGCCUCCGAUGGCUCUGUUCGAUCCGGAAGACACCAACCGCCGGUUCGUUGGAACACCCGACUACUUGGCCCCCGAGACAAUCAAGGGCGAAAAGCAGGAUGAGACGAGCGAUUGGUGGUCUGUUGGGUGCAUCAUGUUUGAGUUCCUCUACGGCUUCCCGCCCUUCCACGCCGACGAAGCAGAAGAAGUCUUUGAGAACAUUCUCGCACGCAAGAUCCAGUGGCCCGAUGAGAACGAGUGCGAACCCAUCUCCGACGAGGCAAAGGAUCUCAUCAACAAAUUGCUCUGCAUGGAACCCCAGUCACGACUUGGGGCCAACCGAGAGGAUAAGUUCCCCUGCGGCGGUGAUGAGAUCCGCAGUCACCCUUGGUUCGAGGCUAUCAACUGGGAGACUUUGCUCCAGGACGAAGCGCAGUUCGUGCCACAACUCGAGCACCCUGAAGAUACCGAAUAUUUCGAUGCCCGUGGAGCCGUCCUGCAGUCCUUUGCCGAGGAGAUGGAAGAUCAGCUGUCGCCGCCUAUUUCUGGUACAGGCUCCGACUACCACGAUCGACCGCACGAUGCUUUAUCUCGUGUCCGAUCUCAGGUUAACUCGAUCAAACGCAACUUGAUGCCACUUCACAUCCCUCCGCACGUAAGGGACUUGAAGAGCAGGCGGCUCAGUGAGCCCGUCGUAGCAGAUGACUUCGGCAGUUUCACCUUCAAGAACCUUCCAGUGUUGGAGAAGGCCAACAAGGAUGUGAUUCAAAAACUCCGCGCAGAGGCGUUGGCGUCCCAGAACAAGCCGACCGUCAUCAGCCCCGGCGGGAGCGUCACCUCGCCUGGUGCCAACCUUGAGGGCAGCCCCGUGCUGUCUAACCCGGUCCAGCGCACGAUUUCGAAUGCGAAAAACCGGCCACAAUCACCUUCUGGGUUGAGUCACGCCAAUUCGUCCCCUAGCAGGGCUUCUCAACCCUCAUCACCCUUGCUCGUCUCCUUUGUUGCUGGCCAAGGCAGUGAAGGAAGACGCAAGGUAUCCAGCAACUCCUCGAGUCUCUCGCAACAAUCCGGCGUGUCUCAUCAGCCUACGUCCCUUGACAUACCCCGGGUUCCGCCCAGCUUGCAGAAGGCGGCGACGAGUGCGGCUGCUUCUCCGGUAAAGGGGCGCGGCUCAGGGCCUCCGCCGCCGUUGGCCCUGUCGCCUCAGAAACUGGUAUCGACACCCAGACAAGCCUCGAGCAGUCGAUCAAGGUCCUUGACUGUGGGUUCCCAAGAAGGCAGCCCAAUCGCUGCAGAUGUGCUCUCGCACCACCGCAAUCGUCGUAGCCAGGUAUUUGACAUGUCUCCUUCUUCGUCCGAUAACGAGGGCGACAAACAUAAUGCGCUUCUUCGGGUGCAGCGGCGCCGCCAGAGCUCCCGCCGCCUUUCUCAAAUCGCCUUUGAUGGCGGCCCAAUGUUCCGACCACUGGACGUUCUGAUCUGUGAGGACCAUCCGGUGUCUCGCAUGGUGAUGGAAAAACUGCUUGAGAAGUUGCGUUGUCGAACAAUUUCAGUGGCCAACGGGUCCGAGGCCGUGAGAUACGCUAUGAGCGAGAUCAAAUUCGACAUUAUCUUCUUGGAGUAUAGGUUGCCUCAGAUCAACGGCGCUGAUGUGGCUCGGAUGAUUCGGGAGACCAAGAACACCAAUUCCCAUACGCCAAUUGUCGCCAUCACAGCCUAUUUGAAAGAGCUACAAGCACCUCAUUACUUCGACUCCCUGGUCGAGAAGCCGAUCUCGAGUUCUAAGUUGACCGAGGUACUUAAGAAUCUCUGCCAGUGGAAACCAGAGUCGCCCGGCAUCAACUACUCGAUGUCCUUGGGACACUCACAACCCGUUCCAUCUGGUCUUCGUCAGACUAGUUCUCGAGCGGACGACAGCCCGACUUCAAGCUCGUCUUUGUACGCUGGACGGCCGGGCAGCAGUCUGGUAACUUCGAGUAGAGAGGACUCUAUCAGCUCCAGCCUUUUCGGAGACUCCGAGUCGGUGUCAACUGAUGAUGUACCGGUGGUCAUCAGCCGAAAGGCCACGGGCGACUGGAGCGAAGGCGGACUGGGCAUUACCCAGGACGAGAGCGCGCCCCCAGUGAACUCACCCAAGUCUCUGCCAACACUUGUCACACAGCAGUCCGCACCGGGACAACUGGAGCACACCCGGAGGUCAGCGCCGCAGCACUCUGUGGAAAAGCUGAAGGCAAGGAAAGAGCACAUAGAGAAGCGCCUCGCCGAGGGAACAGAUUCGGCCGACGACGAGGACGAAGAGCUCGGCCUUGGUCGAGAUAAGCUAUUCCGGGGCAAGCCGCUACUGCCUAGUUCAAAACUCGGAAUUGAGAUGAUGAGAGCCGAUAGCCACGACAGUGUCACGAUUGGAUCGGAAAGCACUCCGGAACCCAUUACUCAAGUUGUCACACCCUCGAAGGAAAUUGACAUGCCUUCGUACGAGAUGUUACGGGAUGCAUCCACGCGGACGCCUCCGGACAGCGGUGUCAACGCGGAAGAAAAGUCUAGUGCCCCCGACGUCGACGAGACGCCGAGACCGCAACCGACCAGCCGAGAAGAUGUUGCGGAUGAGGAGCCAACACCGCGGCCCUUGGAAAGGUCAGGCUUGUUGGGGUACCAGUAG
This is a messenger RNA of Colletotrichum navitas, 5664 nucleotides long. RefSeq lists its product as uncharacterized. The record is from RefSeq and is a predicted model, not a curated record. Bases 1 to 5664 code for a protein of 1887 amino acids. The transcript is spliced from 2 exons. Gene Ontology annotation, molecular function: protein serine/threonine kinase activity; ATP binding. Lineage: Eukaryota; Fungi; Ascomycota; Sordariomycetes; Glomerellales; Glomerellaceae. Gene Ontology annotation, biological process: phosphorelay signal transduction system; peptidyl-serine phosphorylation. Gene Ontology annotation, cellular component: nucleus; cytoplasm.